Molecule: messenger RNA, 474 nt
Organism: Ostreococcus lucimarinus CCE9901
Lineage: Eukaryota; Viridiplantae; Chlorophyta; Mamiellophyceae; Mamiellales; Bathycoccaceae
Exons: 1
Coding region: 1-474 (157 amino acids)
Source: RefSeq, a predicted model, not a curated record
AUGGUCGAUGAAAGCGGGGUGAACGCCGAGAUGGCGACAGAGCGCGCGUCGGCGAUCGAGGAGGCGACGUUUUGGGCGGACGCCGCGCGCGAGGCGAGAGCGGCGCUGCCGACGGGCUGGGACGUCCGGGAGGAGCAAAUAGAAGCCAUCGUUCGCGGUCGCGAUCGUGUGGUGUUGAUAGUGACGUCCGAUAAUGAUUUCAAGCUCGCGAUGGACUACGCCGCGGCGAAAGGGGUCGUCGUCGUCGUGCUCGGGAAUUUGGUUGAUUUCUCUUCGGCGCAGCGCUCGCGGGCGAGCGAUCCGAAAAAGUAUUGGGACGCGUUGCGAGUGGAGUGCGAGCGACGUCCGCUGUCGCGGUUGAAGCUCGUGCAGUCAUGUGAUUGUGCGCUAAUUUGGGACCCAUACGUCGAAAACAUCGCUGGCGUGUGGUUCCCGGCGCGCGGAUCCGGAAUGGGUCGUUGGUAUCAUUCGUGA